ACAAUACUGGUGAUGUUAUCCAGACCCAGGGUUUGUUCUCUCUACCAUUAGAGAUGCUUUUUUUGUAGAGAGAAACAUGAAAGUUAAUCAUCCGAUUGAAGUAGCGAAGACGGUGUUGGAGGUCGCCGACGUGGCAUGGACCGCCGUUGAAUGCUGUCACCACUAUCACCGCGACGGCCGCAAGGAGGCGCCGUCUUCACCAUCUCUGAAAUCAAACAGAGUAGAAGGGGAUUUGGAGGCCUUGCGAUCAGAAAAUCAACGAUUAAGGCAACUGCUUGAACAAAAUCUAAAGCUUCUACAGCCUAUUUUACAAUCUCCCAAGUUAUUACAAGAUUGCCCUUCCGAUCUCCAUGGUCGGCUCAUUGCUUCCGUCGAGUCUGGGGACUUUUUGAAGCAACUGGAAUAAAUUGCCACCAAGGUUCUCCUAAUCACCACUAGAAAGUCUCCAUGUGGAGAAGGAACCAACACAUAGGACAGAUUUGAGCUUAGGGUGCACAAGUGUGUUGUUGACCUAUUCAGUUCACCAGAAGUUGUGAAGCAGAUCACCUCAAUCACCAUCGAACCGGGUGUGGAUGUUGAGGUCACAAUUGCUGAUCCUUGGAUCAACUUUGAAUGUGUUGGACACUCGUGGCUUGCUAAGCCUUGAUUUUUGUUCUUUUUUGCUUUGUACUAUCCCUGUGAGUUAUGGGGGUCUUCUGAAUUUCCCUUCCUACCUCCAACCUCUGUAGACUUUAUGUAUGAGUUUUGUAUAUUUGAUGAAAUAUGGUGGAACAUCUUUGUCAGGAAAAAAAGUAUAGCAAGAUAUUCAGUGGGCAAGAGACGUGCACGAACCGAAAAUCCUUUUGUUGUUCUAAGGCGACAUCUGUGAGAAACACUUCAUGUCCCUUUUUUUUUCUUGAUAAGCAACAAAUGCUUAUUGCUCCGUAAUUGAAUGCUCGGUUAUAGUUAGCAUUUUUUCUGUUUCUGUUUUGUUUUCUGAUUAUUUUGUUUGUAGAACUAUUUUUCAGUUCUUGGUAGAAAGGUUUGUGAUUUUGGAUUCUUAGUGCAUAGUUUUGUUCAUCGAUGGAGUAGUUCAUUUAAUUUAAUUCACAUUACUUGCCUUAAUUAAGGGUGGAUCAGUAAAGUUUUAUUUGAGUUCCAGAUGGCUACUAGUUUUUAACAGCUAAAGGGAUCCUCACGAUGUUGUAAGUAGUAGAUCUCUUAGUUAAUAUUCUUCUUCAAUUUUAAACAUUACGAGUUUUGUGUCAUAUGCCUUCUGUUGUUGACAACACAAUUUUACCAUAUACGGAGUAUAUGUAAUCACAAUGGCCACAAAUGAACUAAGUCCAACAAAAGAUUCUCUUUAAUACAGAGUAGAAUAUAAUACAGAUUCCUAUUUCCUAGGAACUAAGAAAACAUAUAGAUGCUAAAUAAGCAGUCAUUUUCACAGAAUUUAUUGAAUUAGCAGUCUUAUAUUAUAGAUAUCGUUUUUAUAAUUAAUUAGAUUUUUCUACUUUAGGACCUUUUUCCAGUCUUUCAAAAAUGUCAGAGCAUUGUGAAGAAGUCCAAGUGAGUUUUAAUGAAGAUGUACUUAAAAAUCUAAAUGAUGGUAGUAAUUUUGAUAUUGAAGGGUUAUUGGCAGUGUUAUAAAACAAAUCCUGAUUUGACACCUGCUGAUGUUAAGAAACUCCAAUUUGACUCGGAUGAUGAAGUUUAUGACUUUUAUUCUUGUUAUGCCAGAAUUAAUGGCUUUUCUGUUAGAAGAGAUGAUGUGUCAAUGCUCUGCACACAUUUCCUCAUUUAGUUGGAGUAUAUUUUGUUGCCAACUUUACUUGUAACUGCUGUAAUUUUGUAUAUCUGUAAUUGUUGCAAUUUUGGUAUGUUACAUACUCACUAUUUUUUGAGUCAUUUCAUUCAUUCCACAGGAUAUGUUGAUUCCAUACCUAGAAGAUUCAGCCUUCAUUUUGAACUCCAUCAUUUUAUCUGGCUCAGAAUAUUGAGUAUUGGCUUCAGUCAAAUUUUGGUGGUUUUAGGUCUUGUAGCUCUUUUAAGACAGUUGGUUUUUAGGGAAGCUAGUUGAAGAGCAUGUGUGAGAAUCUCUUUACCAUUUUAUAUGAGAUUGUUCUCAAUGACUUGUUUAAAAAUAGCUUCUAGGUGUGAAAUUCAGCUAAGACCGCAUAGUUGAGUUUGUAAUUGGUAGAAGCUGUAUUUUUUAUGGCUAAUUAUAUUGAGCAAAUCGUGUUCGACGCCUGUUAAUCAAGAAUU
Messenger RNA from Cuscuta epithymum, 2244 nucleotides. The record is from the annotation of a GenBank genome assembly. Lineage: Eukaryota; Viridiplantae; Streptophyta; Magnoliopsida; Solanales; Convolvulaceae.